This is a messenger RNA of Amoebophrya sp. A25, 353 nucleotides long. The record is from the annotation of a GenBank genome assembly. Lineage: Eukaryota; Dinophyceae; Syndiniales; Amoebophryaceae.
GCCUGGCGUACGAACGGAGGAGGAAGAGUAGAGGAAGUAGCAUUAAACUUUGAAUCAGGAGUAGGAUGUCUAUUGCUUUCGCGCUCGUCUUCGGCCUUCUGUCUGCCGCCGUGCUAUAAAACUGCUAGUCCUUUUGGGAGCGGAUCUCUAGUCCGAAACAGGGACAGCGUCUACAAGAAAAUGAGUAUGGGGACCUCAUCCAACAACAUGCGAUCUUCUGUAUUAGAGGACGCAGAUGAACAUGCUGCACUGAUGGCAUCUCUGGACGCCUUUUCCGACUCGUCCUCCUCGGACGAGUCUUUGGAUUUUGGUUUCUUAGACCUACGACGUGUCCGCACCGUCCAAAAAAUUCC